GGUUGUACUUGAUGCUGAGAACUUGUGUUUGCUGGUUUUUAUCAUUAGCUCGGAGUGGUCAUUAGCAGGAGCUAUUUUUAAAACAGUAUUUAAAUGUUUGAUCCCGUCAAACCGUUCCUUGUGUUCUGCGAAUGUGCCAAAACUCAGCUUAACCUUUCUGAGCACAAACACAAACAUAUGUCCCCACACGAAAUGGCUUGUUUGCGUUCACGCUAGUGUUGAGCGGAUAUGCAAUACUAAAAGAAUAAACAAAACACUUGAAUUGUUUUACAAAAACUCAAAGUUAAAGCUAUUUGUAGCCAAAAUAAACACAAAAUUAAGUGUGUUAGUUGCACGUACAACGGUUAAGUGUCAGUGUGUUGUCAAAAGCAAUUCGGGCAAAUGUUUGUUGUGCGGAUAGUGUAGGCCAAAUCCAAACAGAGGAAACAUCCCCAACAUCUUGCUGUGCCCAAAGCUAGUCCGCUAAUAUUUAAUUCCCGAAGGAUUAUAACAGAAAACACGCCAGAAUGUCCACGAAAUCAUCCAACAGCAUUGACAGCCGCACCGAGCUGGCCGAUCUUGUUAAAAGAAAGGCAGAAAUCUCGGAAACGUUAGCGAACUUGGAACGGCAAAUUUAUGCCUUCGAGGGAUCGUAUCUGGAGGACACCCAGCUGUACGGGAACAUCAUCCGCGGGUGGGAUCGGUAUCUGACCACCAACAAAACCACCAACUCGAAGGCGGACAAACGGAACCGAAAGUUUAAGGAAGCGGAGCGGCUGUUUUCCAAAUCAUCCAUCACCUCGAUGGCGGCCGUCAGCGGUUUGGUGGACACGAGCGACACCAAGCACGAGCGCAACUCGGAAUCCGACUCGAUGACGAACGACGAUUCGAGCGACAAUCAGGCCGGUGGCACGCAUUCCACCGUGAACCAUUCGUCGGGCGCGCGCGAACCCGCCACCCCGGCUGCGGUGGCCGCAUCUGCCGGGACGGAUGGUGGUGGUGGUGCAUUGAAAAAUUCCGUCAACAAAUCGUCGCUCGCCAACCAAUCGAAGGCCAACGCGGCGGACAAAUCGUCGUCCGGUGGUACGUUUUUGAACCGCGCCACUACACCCACCAAGGAGUCCGCCACGAACAGCACGUCCAGCUUGGCGAAAGAUGCGGCCGCCACGAACAGUAGCGGCAACACGCCCAGCAGCACCGCCAAGCACAAGGCGAGCAACAUCGGCUCGAUGAAGAAGGGCAGCUCGAACAAGAAGGUGCGACAUCGCUAGCGCGAAAAGCAGCGGUGGCGCUUGGCGCGGCUCACCAUGGGACGGCGCUGGGGCAGUUCUAGAUCUUAACAUUGUACACAUGUGACAUUUGAAUGUAUUCACUUUAAGCUAAUAAAUACGAUAAAUUAAUGCUUACCGAUAUAAAUGAGAGAAA
This is a messenger RNA of Anopheles arabiensis, 1404 nucleotides long. It is a transcript of the gene Eaf6, whose product is annotated as chromatin modification-related protein MEAF6. NCBI's taxonomy places the organism in Eukaryota, Metazoa, Arthropoda, Insecta, Diptera, Culicidae. Bases 507 to 1250 code for a protein of 247 amino acids. The record is from RefSeq and is a predicted model, not a curated record. Gene Ontology annotation, cellular component: NuA4 histone acetyltransferase complex. The transcript is spliced from 3 exons.